Messenger RNA from Schistocerca piceifrons (Central American locust), 1798 nucleotides. It is a transcript of the gene Drep4, whose product is annotated as DNA fragmentation factor subunit beta. Gene Ontology annotation, biological process: apoptotic process; apoptotic DNA fragmentation. The transcript is spliced from 6 exons. Bases 569 to 1456 code for a protein of 295 amino acids. Lineage: Eukaryota; Metazoa; Arthropoda; Insecta; Orthoptera; Acrididae. The record is from RefSeq and is a predicted model, not a curated record. Gene Ontology annotation, cellular component: cytoplasm; nucleus. Gene Ontology annotation, molecular function: DNA endonuclease activity.
UUCGCAGUAAUCUGUGCAAAGGAGCAUCUGCGAUGUUUGGAAAUGAAAAAUAAAACAAAAUUGUUGCGACCGCACGUUUUGGAUUUUGACGCUAAUAGCGAUGAGAGAUAAUAUAGAUGUCAUAAAAAAUGCCGUAGAAGCUAGAAACUUGCAUGAGGACAUAAGGUUAACAAAACUUUGUUUGGUGAGAAAGCUGUAGUCGUGAUAAGCUGGUAUUUGCGACGUUAGGUACGAUGCAGUGUCAAAUAUAAUGCGUUAUUGACACGCAAAAUUUUCCAAUAGUUUCUGUAGGUAAUGUAGCGUGAACAGACAGUGAUAUGGAGAUAAUCUUCCUCAAUACUUAGAUCAUGAAUGUUACUGAAUCAGUUGGUUAUGUAAAACUGUUUCGAAAUAAUGUACUGUUUCGAUGUAUUUAGCAUCAUAUAAUGGUGCCCUCAAAAUAAUAUAAGUGAGACAGUGUUAUGAAGAUAAAGUUUUGGUACUUUUAGCUGACGUUGGCCAAGUCCGUGUGCUACAAUAUGCCGUUAUUCAAUGUUUUACAAAAGACGCUGGACAUCUCUUCAACAGAAUGAAGGGUUUCAAAGUAUCUGACGCUAAGCGUACCAGGAGAGUGGGUGUUGCUUGCUGCUCUUUAGACGAGCUGAAGAAGAAAGGUCGGCUGAAGUUAAACAUUGAUGAGGAUGUGACAGUCCAGCUAGAAGAUGGUACAAUUGUUGAUGAUGAAGACUUCUUUCAGACCGUUAAGGAGCAGUCACUUCUUAUUUUACUUAAAGACGGAGAAGAUGCCAUUACAGGGGCAGAGCUACUGUACAGUGCAUUGAAGAUGGUAAAUAUUGAGUUAUUACAAGUAGGUGACUUAGCAGAGCAGUUCUUGUCAGAAAACCUUAAGGAAAAAAUGCAUAUCCUGACAUCAGCUGUCGAAAAAGCCAGAAAAAUGAAGACCGCAAAAGAACGAAAGGAGAAAGUGGUGAAAAGUCAUCGAAAAGAUGACCCUGAUUGGUUCGUAGGUAUCGAUACAAAUGCUGAUACAAAAGAGAAGUUCUUAUUUCAGCGUUCUCAGGAUCGAAUUAGAGGUUACUUUUACAAAACUCAGACUGCAAUUCAGAAAUCUGAAAUUUAUAAAAGAAAUAAAGUAGCACGGUCAAAAUUAAUUGAUGCUUGUACAAGUCUUACAAAUUACUUGAAGCAAAGACAGUACUUUGGAAGCUACUUUGAUAGAACUGCUGAAUCAACUCGUCUCUGUACAACAUUUGGUGACUUCCAAUGUCAAGGGUUGUUUUAUUCACCUUGUUGCUCCUACAGUCAUGUUAUUAACCCUUAUGAGAGCCGAGAAGCAAGAAUUAUGUUUUCAACAUGGAAUCUUGAUCACAGAUCUAUUGCAGUAUUUCAGUUAAAAAAAAAAACAGUGCUAUUACAUCCUCUUCAUGGAUCGAGGACAAACAACCGUUUUAUAUGAUUGCUCAGUUUUAUUCAACUCAGAUGAUAAAACAUAUCAACAGGCCUCAAUGGUGGAGACACAAAAAGAGGUAAAUGAAAUUGUAUGUAAAUCUGGAUACAAGCCAUUCUUACUUGAAUCAAGCUGUAAGGAAUCUAAUAGUAACAUCACAACAUCUCAACAGGCAUACGAAAAGUGGACAACAGGUCACAAAAAAAAAUUCCCUUUGAGGAACUCGUACGUGUAGUAAAAAAUAAUUUGACUGUACCAAUUAAUAUAGUAAUAGAAAUUUUUAUGUGGAGAUCCAAUAUAACACUUCGUACACUUAAUGAUAGAUUGUUAGCGAAUGUCAUUAAACACAUU